AUGCGAUCCCUGCUGUGGGCUGGGAGCCUGGUGCUGUGUCCCCGUGGGCUGGAGGUGACUCUCAAUGAUGAAGACUCAACCCAAAAGGCAGAGCCUGCGGACCAGCUGGUUGAUUCUUUGGAGUCCAGUACUUCGCAGAGCAGGUCGCAGAUUGGGUCACUUGUGAGUGCAGGUGCAACACAGGAUUCGAAGGAAGAAGCUGGCACUUUGGAGAACCAGGAUGUGGCUGAACUAGAAAAGAAGCUGCCUGACCAAAUCCAGUCCCUCAAAGAGGAAGCUGUUCUUCGAGUACCCAACUACCAUGUCCUUCAAGGAGCAGGGGAUAUAGUCAUGAUUCAGUCAGAUCACACUGGUGCUGUGGAUAUCCUUUCAGCUGAGCUGGAAACUACAAACCUCCUUGGGGAACAGAGGAAAGCUCAGCCUCCCCCUCUGGCUCCACCCACCAUGUGGACCACUGAGAAGACGAAGGAAUUCAAAGCCAAGAUAGGAAAGGAGAAGAACGGCCGGAUGGUGGUGAAGCGAGGCGAGGUGGUGACGGUCCGUGUGCCAACCCAUCCUGAUGGGAAAUGCAUUUGCUGGGAGUUUGCUACGGAUGACUAUGACAUUGGGUUUGGAGUGUACUUUGACUGGACCACGGUUACUAGCACUGCCAUUACUGUUCAAGUCAGCGAAUCCAGCGAUGAGGAGGAUGAAGAAGAGGAGGAGGAAAUUGAAGGACUUGCCCCUGUUGGUGAUGUGGAAAGGGGCUCCAAAAGCUACCUGCGGAACCGCUACGGAGAGAUCAUGCCUGUGUAUCGGAGGAACAGCCAUCGGGAGGUGCAGGCAGGCAGUCACGAGUACCCAGGCGAGGGCAUCUAUCUGCUGAAAUUUGAUAACUCGUACUCUCUCCUCCGCAAUAAGACUCUGUUCUUUCAUGUCUAUUACACCAGCUGAAGGAACAGGAAGGGGCAGGGAUGGCAGGCAGGUAAUGGUGAGUGUAGCAAGCUGCCACCCAGCCCUGGUACGGCUUGACGGGCACUGCUGUGUGACAGAAGCAAGGCACAAUUCUGCCGGCUCCUUUUCAGACACUAACUGGUUUCUUCCCACACCCUCCUUCCCUGCUGUCCUAGUGGAGAAAGGUAGUUGUGACUGCCUGGUUGUCCACAGGCAGCUGUUCUUUCUGUAAAACUUUGGGAGGUCUGCUCUCUGCAGGCAUCGGGCUGGGCCUUCAUGUCACAGCUGAUAAAUGGCCAGAGGCCAGGUUCAGGUGGUCUUGAUUUUGAUCUGUUACGCUGGUACGACAUGAAGUGGAAAUAUCUGUUACUAUUUUGUAAGUAGCU
Molecule: messenger RNA, 1319 nt
Organism: Mesitornis unicolor (brown roatelo)
Lineage: Eukaryota; Metazoa; Chordata; Aves; Mesitornithiformes; Mesitornithidae
Gene: TMED8
Product: transmembrane emp24 protein transport domain containing 8
Exons: 6
Coding region: 1-933 (310 amino acids)
Source: RefSeq, a predicted model, not a curated record